UUGGGUCAUUCGCGUCGCUUCCAACUUGUACUUCGUUUGGAUUUUUGUAGAGGUGCCUUUCUCUAAACUUGCAACAUAGCAUAGUUUUAGUUUAGUGUUUUCAAUUUCAUUCACGAAAGCUGGCGGGUGUGCAAAUGUGUUAAAAAUAAAGUGGAAAGAAAUUUUAAAAGAAUUGAAAGUGUUAAAAUACGUUUAAUCAGUUAAUGCAAUAGUCAAGGGCUGAGGGCGCGGCGAGUGGCUAGACGGCAUCAUGGACGACGACCAACAGUUCUGCCUGAGGUGGAACAACCAUCAGUCUACACUGGUGUCUGUUUUCGACACUCUUCUUGAGAAGGGGAUGCACGUGGACUGCACCCUGGCUGCUGAAGGACAGACGCUCAAGGCGCACAAAGUAGUCCUCUCGGCGUGCAGUCCCUAUUUCGAGAGUGUACUAUCACAGCAGUAUGAUAAGCAUCCAAUAAUUAUCCUCAAAGAUGUCAAAUACGCUGAGUUGAGAGCAAUGAUGGAUUAUAUGUAUCGCGGUGAGGUCAACAUAUCUCAAGACCAGUUGGCCGCACUGCUAAAAGCUGCAGAGUCCCUACAGAUCAAAGGGCUCUCAGACAACAAGCCCUCGAGGCCACCGUCGCGCCCCGCGCAGGCUGUCGCUGCACACCCGCCUCGAGCUCCCUCACCUCCUCCACAGGUCCGAGAUGGUAGUAUAGACAGUCGUGAAGGAUCAGUCAGUCCAACACGACGUCGGAAGAAAGCGCGUCGCAUGUCCAGUGAAAUUCCGCCCGUACCUAUUCCACCACCCAACGACAACGCCCAGGGAAACGGAGAGGACGCCGCACCCUGCAAGGAAGAACUGCAGCGGGACGGCGUCGAGGACCUCACGCUAGACGAGGAGACUGAUGACCAGCCCGCCGUGGCACACAACGACGUUGUACGCAAUUUCCAAUGGCAUAUGGAACGAUCUCAAGACGACCUGAUGAACUCGAGUGACAGCGCGCGAGAGUCGCAAGAAUUACACAAGGAUAGCCACCUGCCGUCGGCUCUGCUGUCCUUGCUGUCAGUACAGCAGGCACAGUCGCAGUCGCUGGUGUCGCUGGUGCCGUCCUGCAUCCAGGUCACUAACAUCAUGAAGCCCUCCGCCACUAAAGACCUUGCGCCCUAUCCCUCGCCGCUGCACAUACCCAAGCUGCCAUUAGAUACGCUCAAUUCGAUCCCGGAGAAUAUUAAAGCGCAUCUUUUGCAGCAAGCUUUUAUGCAAAACAACAAUACUGUCACACCAAACAUGGACUAUAAGCUACCCAUCAAGCAGGACGAUACAGAGUCUGACGCGGAGUACGAUGACACGGACGACAUAGUACUGCCCGAAGAGUCGGACACGUUCUACGACAGCAACGGCGGGUUCCCCGGCAACUCUGGCGGCAUUCACGGCGACGACGGCUUCGACACCAAACCAGACAUGAAAGGACACUGGAAGAGAGACGGAAACAGUUCGGACGACGCGAGCCGACAGUUCGAAUGUAAGCAUUGCGGUAAGAAGUAUCGCUGGAAGUCCACCCUGCGCCGCCACGAGAACGUGGAGUGUGGCGGCAAGGCCCCAUCCCACCAAUGUCCCUACUGCUCCUACAAGGCCAAGCAGCGGGGCAACCUAGGCGUACACAUAAGGAAGCACCACAACAACGAGUGGUACAUAUACGCCAGCAACAAAGUGAGGCGGAAUAAAAAAACCUCCAUUUAGUUAUGUUUAAGAAGAGAAAUAUAUUUUAAAAAUCUUUAGACCAAAGUAGAUACCUAACCAAAUCGGUACUGCAAUAAUUUUAUUUAUAUUUACAUUAUUUUUUUGUUGACGACGUUUUAAUAUACACUAAAGAAAUAGUUGUAAUAUGCACAUUCCCUAACGGCAUUAGUGUUAAUUUUGUUGUUUUUGUUUUAGAGUUUAUUAUGGUAGUUAAGACUGACCCUAAGUAUUUUAUUCAGAUGAAUAUGACCCAAGGUCGCUGUAAUUUUAAAUAUUAGACAAAAAUGGAAACUAGUGUAAAGAAGUAAUCCUUUCUUGAGUGACACGACGUCAUUUGUCUUGUCACUGACCCAUAGAGGUCAUCAACCAAAUUUUUGGAAUUUCCAUUAUUUAACUCGAAUUUGUUUAGUUUUAAUUAUCAUUCCUAGCAAGGAAUAAUUCCAAAUUGAUAAUUUAGUGCAAUGAUAUUAAAUAAAUAGUUAGUUGAUAUUACAUUGACCUGCCUAAUCAGGUCUCUGCAUCAUUAACCACGGUAGUUUCCGCCACGGGUAGAUUUAUUUAUAAUGAACGACAGCAUAACAUGUCGCGACGUAUGUUUAGUCUCGCUAUAUUAUCCUAUUGUUCUUGUUUAUAAUUUAUUUCUAUUAAUUUCUUAGUACAUGGGACCACUUACCUUUGUCUUCCUUACUUUCUUUGUAGCAAACCCAAAGUUAUUUUAAUGUUGUUUAUUUAUUAGGAUAAUGUUUUAUGGACUCUUGUCCUUUGUAAUGUAGUGUUCCGAAUGUUUGUGAUUCGCUCAUUAGUUCUGCUGGUCGCCACUGUGCAAUAAUUCGGAACAUUGCAAAUUAGUUAGUUAAAAGCUCAUCAAUAAUGUGCCUACAAUGUUACCUGUAGUUAUUAAACAUAUUUAUUGAUAUUUUACAUAUUUUUGGUUAGAAUUUUGGUGAACUGGGAUAUAAAAUGUGUUCAAAAUUUAUAUUUUUGUUUAAACGUGUUGUCUUGAUAUUAACUGAUAUUUACAUGCAAUAACAUAUUUUCAUGUUUCGUUUAGCAUAUUGACUGUUGAUAUUUUUUGUUAAACUAGGAUAACAAAGCUAUUUGACCAAAGUCAGUAUUAGAUUUUUAACGUGAUGAUAAGAAAUAAAGAAUGUUAUUUGUUGAAACAAGUCAUUGCUAAGCAUAGAAAAAUAAUGUUUUUGAUAUAUGCAAUAUUCCCUUCAUAUCAUGUUACGAUUGCGGUAUGAGGUACAGAUGUAUGAAUUUAUAUUAAAAUUGGUUAUGUUGUUUGUUAAUGUUAUUGGAGUAGUUAUCAAUUAGUGUGAUUUUUAUAUGAAUAUAUUGGGGUUUACUUGGUAGAAAAGUUUAAUCAAAUAUAGCUAUAGUAUAUCAGAUACAAA
Spodoptera frugiperda (fall armyworm) is the source of this 3123-nucleotide messenger RNA. RefSeq names its product longitudinals lacking protein. Gene Ontology annotation, biological process: regulation of transcription by RNA polymerase II. The record is from RefSeq and is a predicted model, not a curated record. The coding region runs from base 251 to 1726 and encodes 491 amino acids. Lineage: Eukaryota; Metazoa; Arthropoda; Insecta; Lepidoptera; Noctuidae. Gene Ontology annotation, cellular component: nucleus. Gene Ontology annotation, molecular function: protein binding. The transcript is spliced from 6 exons.